This is a messenger RNA of Culex pipiens pallens (northern house mosquito), 885 nucleotides long. Its product is annotated as trypsin 5G1-like. The transcript has a single exon. The coding region runs from base 1 to 789 and encodes 262 amino acids. Lineage: Eukaryota; Metazoa; Arthropoda; Insecta; Diptera; Culicidae. Gene Ontology annotation, biological process: proteolysis. Gene Ontology annotation, molecular function: serine-type endopeptidase activity. The record is from RefSeq and is a predicted model, not a curated record.
AUGUACCGUCUAAUCACCUUUCUGUCCGUCAUCUGUUUCGCCGAGGGCGUCCAGGUCUACGACCCGCUACGACCCUGGUGGAACGCUCCGUCCCCCGACAGCCAACGCAUUGUGGGGGGUUUCGAGAUUGACAUUCUGGAAGCUCCGUUCCAGGUAUCUCUUCAACGAGGCGGACACUUCUGCGGUGGAUCCAUCAUCAGUCAACGCUGGAUUCUAACGGCAGCGCACUGUGCUGAUAAGCAUGACGCUCCUUGGCUUCAGGUUCGCAUUGGAUCCGUCCGUCAUGCAUCCGGAGGUCAACUGGUCGAGGUCAAGCGUGUCAUCCAGCAUCCCAAGUACAACGACAAUACCAUCGAUUACGACUUCACCCUGCUUGAGCUGGCUAAAUCUGUUCAACUGAGUGAGGAGUUCUACGCCGUUGACUUGCCGGAACAGGACGAACCCGUCGAGGACGGUCAGCUGCUGCAGGUGUCCGGCUGGGGUGAUACCCAGAACGUCCAGGAAUCUGGAGAGAUAUUGCGUGCGACCAACGUUCCGGCCGUGAAUCAAGAAGAGUGUAGUUCAGCGUACCAAGGCUCGUAUAAGAUCACCGAGCGGAUGAUCUGCGCUGGGUAUCAAGCUGGUGGCAAGGACGCUUGCCAAGGUGAUUCCGGUGGACCGCUGGUACAAGGAAGGACUCUGGUUGGGGUGGUAUCGUGGGGUAGAGGAUGUGCCAAGCCGGGAUAUCCGGGCGUUUACUCUCGUGUGGCUGCGGUGCGUGAUUGGAUCAAAAAGACUGCAAAGGUUUAAAUCUUGAUCUUUGUGAACACCAAAAUACAAUACUUACCAAAAUAAAGAACUGAAAACAUCGUUAUCAUAAAUCUACUUUUAACUCGAUCAUCUUGA